AUGAGAGGCCCUUAUGCUGUAUUCCUGCUUCUAUUUGGGCUCCUCCUAUCAAUCGCAACAACAAUUUGCUUCUCAUUGAAUUUGCAUAAUUCUGAGGUCAGAUGCAUAGAGGAAGAAAGACAAGCACUCCUCCAAUUCAAACAAGGCCUUCAAGAUGAUUACGGCAUGCUCUUUUCUUGGGUCAAUCAUGAAGAAGAUUGUUGCAAAUGGGAAGGAAUUGAAUGCAGCAACCGAACAGGUGAUCAUGUCGUCAAGCUUGUUCUGAGGAAUAAACUUUUAUCAGGUGAGAUAAGCUCUUCAUUACUUGGAUUGCAACAUUUGACUUACCUCGACUUAAGUCACAAUGAUUUCUCCAUCCUCCCAAAGUUCAUUGGUUCUCUCACUAAAUUGCAAUAUCUCAAUCUUUCCUUCAGUCGUAUUUCUGGAACCAUACCACCGCAGCUUGGAAAUCUCUCAAGCUUGAUUUCUCUUGAUCUCAGCUGGAACUUUUUUUCUGGAACCAUACCACCGCAGUUUGGAAAUCUCUCAAGCUUGAAUUCUCUUGAUCUCAGCUGGAACCUUUUUUCUGGAACCAUACCACCGCAGCUUGGAAAUCUCUCAAGCUUGAAUUCUCUUGAUCUCAGCUGUAACCUUUUUUCUGGAACCAUACCACCGCAGCUUGGAAAUCUCUCAAGCUUGAUUUCUCUUGAUCUCAGCCAUAACUCUUUUUCUGGAACCAUAACUCCGCAACUUGGAAAUCUCUCAAGCUUGAUUUAUCUUGACCUCUCUUUUAACCUUUUAGAAGAUUCUAUUCCAGAAAUGUUUGGGAACAUGGAAGCUCUUGUUCAUCUUGACCUCAGUUAUAACAUGUUAGAAGGUUCUAUUCUAGAAGCGUUUGGGAAUAUGGUAGGUCUUGUUCAACUUGACCUCUCUUCCAACAAACUUCAAGGGGCGAUACCGGAUCUCUCAAAAUUAUCCUUGUUGAGAGAGUUGUUUCUGUCCAACAAUCAGUUAAAUGAGAGUUUAGACAAUGUUCUAGGAAAACAUUCCAAGCUUCAGACGCUGGAUGUGUCUUUGAAUUCUUUCAAAGGUGUCAUUACUGAAACACAUUUGUCGAAUUUUUCUAGCCUACGAAUAUUGGACUUGUCUUUUAAUUCUGAUCUAUCUUUGAAGUUUAGUCCAGACUGGGUUCUACCAUUUUAUCUGGAUGUCAUACGAUUGGGCUCUUGCAAAUUGGGGCCAGCUUUUCCUCAGUGGCUUCAAACACAAAAAAACAUUUCAUGGCUUGAUAUAUCUAAUGCAAGAAUCUCAGAUACCAUUCCCACCUGGUUUUGGGACCUUCCUUCCAAUAUGAAGUUAUUAAAUAUCUCCCACAACCAGAUCACCGGUACCAUACCUCUUCAAUGGGUUUUGACAAGAUUUAUUGAUUAUUACGUAAUAGAUGUGAGUUAUAACCGCUUCAGUGGUCCACUGCCACAUCUUAAUUUCGAUGCAUCGUUUUUGAAUCUCUCCAAUAAUUUAUUCCAAGGAACUAUUACAUUCAUAUGUAAGACAAAUAGAUCAUUCUUGAACUACCUUAAUCUUUCGAAUAACUUGUUAUUUGGAGAGCUCCCCGAGUGUUGGGAAAAUAUGACGGCACUGAUAUCUCUUAAUUUAGCAAACAAUAAUCUAUCUGGAAGAAUUCCUAAAUCUUUUGGAAGAUUUUGUCCGAAAUAUAAUUCAUUCAAGUUUUUGCAUUUCCAGAACAACAGUUUCAUUGGAGAAUUGCCUGUGGCAUUGAUGAAUUGCUCUUCACUGAGAGUAAUAGAUUUUGGAGAAAACAAACUCUUUGGGAGGAUACCAACAUGGAUAGGCAAAAGCCUAGAAGAUUUGGUGGUUCUUCGCGUCCCAUCAAACAUGUUUGUUGGUAGCAUACCAUUAGAGUUAUGUCAACUAACAUCUCUUCAAAUCUUGGACCUCUCUAACAACAAUAUUUCAGGGACUGUACCUCGGUGCCUUAAAAACUUCACUGCCAUGGCUCAAAAAGAUUUCAAAAAUUAUGAUCUUCAAGUUUAUCCUCGGAUUGCAUCUUGA
Molecule: messenger RNA, 2052 nt
Organism: Alnus glutinosa
Lineage: Eukaryota; Viridiplantae; Streptophyta; Magnoliopsida; Fagales; Betulaceae
Product: receptor-like protein EIX1
Exons: 2
Coding region: 1-2052 (683 amino acids)
Molecular function (GO): protein binding
Source: RefSeq, a predicted model, not a curated record